AUGUCUUCCUACAAGCAGGUCUGCAACUACGGCUCCUACUCGCCCUGCGACGUGAGCUGCCCUGCGCCAUACGCCAACGCCUGGAGCCAGCCCUGCGUCACCUCCUGCGGGGACUCCCGUGCCGUGGUCUGCCCACCCCCCGUGUCCAUCGUCUUCCCAGGCCCCAUCCUCAGCUCCUGCCCUCAGGAGAGCAUCGUGGGCACCUCAGCCCCCCUGGAGAUCGGCAGCUCCUUUGGUUAUGGGAGCUCCUUUGGCUAUGGGAGCUCCUUUGGCUAUGGGAGCUCUGUGGAUGCCCAGAGCUCCUUGGGUUGCGGUGUGUCCCUGGGGGGCAGGUACUCCUACCCCUGCUACUCCCGCAGGUACACAAGUUACAGCCGUGGGAGCUGCGGGCCCUGCUAA
Molecule: messenger RNA, 399 nt
Organism: Mesitornis unicolor (brown roatelo)
Lineage: Eukaryota; Metazoa; Chordata; Aves; Mesitornithiformes; Mesitornithidae
Product: scale keratin-like
Exons: 1
Coding region: 1-399 (132 amino acids)
Cellular component (GO): intermediate filament
Molecular function (GO): structural constituent of cytoskeleton
Source: RefSeq, a predicted model, not a curated record